AACCGGCAUUCCCUUCUUUUUGCGGCCGUCAUCGACUGCACCGGCCGAUCCGCUGGGCGCUGCGUGCAUCCCUCGGCCUCGCGGGGUAACUAAGGGGUAGCAAAGGAGCGCCCCGGCGACUGGUCGCUCGGAACUCUUGUAUUGUGGUGUUCGGUGCGUGCCAGAACACAGCACAGCACAAAUGGCUUCACACGUCCAGCCGGCGUUGCGACACGCUGCCGACGCUUCAUCCCAGACCGCGACGGAGCUCGCCAAACGCAUCUCGAUCCCGCUCUUACCGAACAGCCCUGCCGGCUUAGUACAGGCUCUCACGGUGGAUCCAUGGUCACAGUCCGGCAAGUAUGGGCUGGGCUGGACGUACUUCGCCAUCGUUCUCGGGGGGCUGGCGGUGCUCGUGAGGAUAUGGCACUACUGGCAGGACAAGAUCCGGCAGGCCAUCUACAAGCAGGAGAUGGAGCAGCACUUCCAGACCCUGUACUCCUUAGACCCCGGGUGGGACAGGUCGGCGGCCCUGGCGACCGGCGUCACGACAUCCGAGUCGAGGCGGCAUUUCUUCCCCGAUGAGCCACCCGCUCAGGUGAAGAACUUCAGGCCGAAAGCGCACUUUUCGUCGGUCGGCUUCGUCAACGACACAUUGGCCCUUUUCCGAUGGGUUUUCUACCGCCCCAUUCCGGAUAUUGUGUGGCGGAACCACCGGUUUACCUUCUCGUCGCUCGCCGUGCUGGGAUGCGCCUUCAUCGCCCUCUCGUUCGUGACGGUCUACUGCUUCUUGCAGCAGCCGCUGUACUGGCAGAGCAUCCGGUUCGGGUCACCGCCGCUGGCCAUCCGCUCCGGCAUGAUCGCCGUCGCCAUGACCCCCUGGAUUUUCGCGACGAGCACUAAGGCGAACCUCCUGACCCUGAUCACGGGCAUUGGGCCCGAGCGGCUCAACGUCUUUCACCGCUGGCUGAGCUAUCUGUGUCUCUUCCUCUCGCUGGUCCACAUGAUCCCCUUCUACAUCCAGCCGGUCUGGGAGGACGGUGGCAUGGAGGUGUUCGGCGCGCUGUUCCCCCCCGGGAGCGGGAUCAUCUACGGCACCGGCAUUGCCUGCCUCGUCCCCCUGUGCUGGCUCUGCGCCGCAUCGCUGCCCGUCAUCCGCAGGAAGGCGUACGAGAUCUUCGCGCUCCUCCACGCGCCCGUCGGCUACGUCUACCUCGGCGUGCUGUUCUGGCACACCAAGAAUUUCCUUAUGUCUUGGGGCUACUUGUAUGCGUCGAUCGGCAUCAUCGUGCUCUGCAACAUCCUCCGCCUGUUCAAGCUGAACUGGGCCAAGCCGUGGCGCAUGUCGUGGCUCAUCGGAGACGAGGCGGCCAUCAACAUCAUGACGGAGAAUGCCAUCAAGAUCACCAUCCCGACCCAGAUGCGCUGGAAACCGGGCCAAUACGUGUACCUGCGCAUGCCGGGCAUCUCGCUGCUCGAGAACCAUCCGUUCACCAUUUCCUCCCUGUGCAGCGACGAUUUCCCUUCGGUAUACGGCGAGGAGUACCGGGACUGCGUGCUCGUCUUCCGCCCGUUCGGCGGCUUCACGCGCAAGGUGCUCGAGACGGCGAUCGAGAAGGGGCCCUUCCACACCUACCGUGCCUUCCUCGAUGGCCCGUACGGCGGGAUGCGCCGCGAGCUGGCGGCCUUCGACACGUGCAUCCUGAUCGCCGGCGGGAGCGGCAUCACGUCCCUGAUGUCGCAGCUACUGAACCUGAUCAAGCGCAUGCGGGAUGGGAAGGCCAUCACCAAGAAAGUCGUAGUGGUAUGGGCGCUGAAGCGACUGGAAGCCAUGGACUGGUUCCGCGAGGAGCUGCGCAUCUGCCGCGAGUCGGCCCCGCCGGAGAGCGUCACCUGCAAGUUCUUCGUCACGGCGGCGGUGAGACCCAAGGCCAACCCUGCCGGGUACCAAGGCCGUGCUCCCCGGCCGCUUAGCAAUGCUUUCCACGACAAGCUGGAUGGGUUCGUGGCGGGCAUCGCGAGCAAGCGCAACAGCGCGCUGAUCGCGGCCGAGGCGCAGGGCGACCCGGACAAGGAGCGCGAGCUGCGGCGCGAGGAUGAGGAUCGCAUCACGGCGUUGCCGCAGCAGAAGUACCUGCAGCCGCACACUUUCCCUCCGCCGCCACCACCCGGCCCGCCUCCCAACAAGACUGGCUUGUCACCAGCCGAGGAGGCGCUCAAGAAGCUCGAGGGUCGUAACAGCGAGUCUAAGACGAUUGAGCACGAUCUUCCCGAGGGCAAACACGGCACAGGCGGCCAAAGGAAGCACGAUGGCGAAUUCCACUUCCCGCCUCUCGGCGCGCGCGGCGCCGGCGCUCCUCACUUCAACUUCGCGCCGCCAGCAGGGAGACAGCGCUACAGCCAAAUCCUUGCCGAAGCAGACUCCCGCGUAAGCCAAGCGGGUGGCGAAUCUGCAAGCGACACGAAAGAGGGACAGCGAAAACAACAACAACAAGAAGAAGAAGAAGAACAGGAAGUCGACAGCGACAAGAAGACCAACGGCGGCCCGGCCCCCGUGCAGCCGCCAGAGCUCGCACACCUGCGGACCGACGUGGGCGCAGCCUCCGCGCGGCGGCGGCCCACCAGCACCUUCGGCCCGCCGUCCGGGUUCGACUUCGGCUUCCCGGAGACGCCGACCGAGUUCCAGCGGUCGCUGAUGCGGUUCGCCUUCCCCGUGCCGCACGAGAUCGACGGCGGGUGGAGCGUCGAGUACGGCCGCCCGGACCUGGGCUACAUGCUCCGCGAGUGGGCCACGGGGGGUCCCGACGGGCGCGGCAUCCUCGGCCGGCGCACUGCCGUGUUCGUGUGCGGUCCGCCCGCGAUGCGCGUCGGCGUCGCCAACACGGUCGCCCGCCUGCAGGCGGAGAUCUGGGGCGACGAUAUGCUCGAGGAGAUCUUCUUGCAUACGGAGAACUACGCCCUGUGAGAGAGGCACAUAUCUGUGGAGGGAUGGAGGGGUUGAGUUUGGGAGUGGGAAGGGACAAUGGAAACAUGACUGGGGGCGGCGUUCUCGGCGGCAGGAGAUACCACGCUGGAUUAUUUUGUACAACGGCUUGGAUACCAAGCGGCUCGGUCGACCGGACAAGCGGCCUGAGUCCGCGGCGUUUUCUUCUUGUUGCCCUACUCUGUUUUGGCCUUGUAUCUGAGGAUGCUGAUGAGGCUCAGUCAGCUGCGGGCCGCGUGCUGGCCUCGUUCCUUUGUUUGAGGUACAUCAAAGGACCGCCGCUUUCGGGACGGCCCCUGCU
Messenger RNA from Thermothielavioides terrestris NRRL 8126, 3263 nucleotides. RefSeq lists its product as uncharacterized. Gene Ontology annotation, molecular function: ferric-chelate reductase activity. Gene Ontology annotation, cellular component: plasma membrane. The transcript has a single exon. Bases 182 to 2944 code for a protein of 920 amino acids. Gene Ontology annotation, biological process: copper ion import; iron ion transport; intracellular iron ion homeostasis. The record is from RefSeq and is a predicted model, not a curated record. Lineage: Eukaryota; Fungi; Ascomycota; Sordariomycetes; Sordariales; Chaetomiaceae.